ACAAAAAAUCACCCCCUUUCUCUCUCUCUUCCUCUCUCUCUCUAAAACACCUUCUCUAUAUAUGUGGGUUUCGGCCCCCAUCUUUGCCUCUUUCGCCUCUGAAUUCUCAACAAAAAUCGUACUCAAUUCCAACAAAUCCAUCGCAAAAACUCUCACACUUCGAACACAAAUUAACCCAAACUCUCAAUUCUAGAGAGAGAAACUCUUCCUGUUCCUGUAUCCGAUUACAACCUCUUUACUCCCUUCAAUCCCCACCAAUGCCCACUUUGUAGGUCCGAUCGGUUAGUUCAAGGGUUACAUUUGAGUUUUUGGAGAAUUAGGGUUUCGAAUUUUGAUCAAGAUUUGUGAUUGGGGAUUAGGGAUUUGGGAUUUGCGAUUUUAACUUGAGGGUUACAUUUGAGUUUAAGAAAUUAAUAAUCUUUAUUGGGUAGUGAUCAUAAUUCAUACUUUAUAAGUGGAUGUUUUGAUUUAAAAGUUUUAAGUGUGGAUUACAGUUACUGUUCGAGGUGAUUCGAAGAGUGUUUGAAUGUUGAAAUGAGUGGAAGGAUAUGAUUAAUGGAGAUGAAUAUAGUUGGUGGUUUGUUUACAUGUUGGGACUGUUGAUUUUAGAAGUGGUUGAAAAGGUUUUGUUUAUUGGUGUUUGUUAUAGUUGUUGUUUGUGCAGUUUGCGCAAUGUCUCGGUGCUUUCCGUUUCCGCCACCGGGAUAUGAAAAGAAACCGUUAGUUGAUGAUCCGGACUUGCUGAAGAAGGAAAAGCGAAAAGAGAAGAAGCACAAGAAGGACAAAGACAAAAAAGAUAGUAAAGAAAAAAGGGAAAAAGAUAGAAGCGAAGGGAAGCACAAAGAGAAAAAAGACAAAAAGGAUAAACACCGUGACAAGAAGAAAGAUAAGGAGAAGAGUAAAACCAGUACCCCCGACGAGAAAAAUAUACACGGCCAAUUUGAGGGGUAUAACGGGGAAACACUUUAUCAUCAGAAUGAACAAACUAAAGAGAAAAUCGGUUCCAUUGAUGACAAGAAACCGUCGAUACAAUAUCCCCACCAAAAUGGCGUUUUGUUCAGAAACAGGACUGAACAAAACAGGACUAAGGUCGGGGAUACUGAAAAUCUCAAAUUUGUGCAAGAAUUGGAUAGAAGAAUUAGAGACGAAGAAAAGGGAAUCGGUAGCCAGCAGUUUGUCGUUGACGGUAGAAAAAAUAGUGGUAACAAAGUCGAAACUCAAAAGGCGGAUGUGCGGCAAGCGGUCAUGGAUGCAGCCGGAUUUGGCGGCAAUGUGGCGGUGAGUAGAAUUAAUGGUGCAACACUACCUUUAGAUAACCGAAGGAUUGAGAAAACGAAAGAAAGAGGAGUUGACGGACGGCAAUCGGUCAUGGAUGUGGCGGGAUAUGGUGGCAAUGUAGCGGUUCCGAAUAGGGUUAACGGUGCAACACCGCCACCACCACCUUUGGGUGAUAGAAGGGUUGAGAAAAUGCGAGAAAUAGGAAGUGAUGAUAAGCGGAAAAACAAAGAUCGGGAUAAACAGAAAAUGGAAAAGGAGAAAAAGCCGGAGAAAUUAAGGGAAAAAAGCGAGCAGAAAAAAGUCAAGAGGGAGAAAAACAAUGAUACUAUGAAGAGUGAUACGGUCGAUGGUGCUAAUAGUUUGUCUGCGUAUACGUUGGAAAAUAGUUUUCAAGGCGUUGGUAAUGACGGAAACUUAAAGAAACGGAAAGCUAUGGAGACAAACGGUGUUUUGCAUGAGAAUGAACCCAGGCCCAACAAGAUGGCCCGGCCCAUCAAUAAUAUCUCCCCUGAAAACGGAAGGAAGCUAGACUUUCUCCAAAAACCGGGCACAAGUUUGUUAGACAAGCAAGGGGCAUCUCACGGGGCAUCAUUCAAUAACUCUAAUGUCGGUAGUAAAGGUGGACCGGGUGGUCAAAGAGUCAACGGCAUGAUGACUUCUCAGCCAGUCUCAUCAAUUCCUGCUAAAAAGCCACCAGCUCCUGCUUUUACUCACGUUCCGUCGAAGCCCUCACCGAUAAAAUCACCGCCUGUAAUUACAAACCAUGUUGCUUCCCAAUCGCCGCCUACCAAGCCGCUACCUAAUCACAUUGCCGCCCAAUCACCCGCCCGCAAGCCGCCACCUUCAAUCCCAAAUCCGAUUGCCGCUCACCAACUGCCACCCCUUUCAUCACCACCACCGCCACCACCACCACAACUACCAACUGCAGCUGGCAAACAACAACCAAAACCACCGCCUGCUGUUGUUAACAAGGCGGCACCAGUGCCUGUUCCCAAAAAGAAACCGCCGCACCCAGAUACAAAAUACCUGACACAAAUACUCUCGGUCCCGAAACUAGACCCGUGGUGCGGUCUUGAUGACCAAGAAUGGCUAUUUAGCAGCAAAGCGGGGCCCAGAUCUAAGAAAGCACCGAUGAAUGAGCCAGAGAUCCAGGUAUGGUCUGAAGCUAAGCACAUAGAAUCUGUUGAUGUUUGUGCUUUGCCAUAUGUUAUUCCGUACUAAUCGGUUUUUAAUGAGCAAAAAACUAUAUAAUGAAUGAUGACGUGGGGUCGAGCUCGAGCUCUUAAAGAAGAAGAAAGAUAUGGAGUCGAGGUUUGAAAAAGGGCUCUGGUGGCUUCUGCAAUGUUUAUUGAUAUUUGCUGAAAGCUGAGAUGCUCUUUGCUUGCUUGCUGCUAACUUGUGGUGGUUGGUUAGAGAUAACUAUUACAUCCCAAAUUUUUGAUUUUGUAACAUACAGGUGGUAAGUAUUUACAUGAAAUGAAAUGAAAUGUAAGAUAGGAGGCAGGGGUAAAACAGGGAUAUUGAAAAAAAGAGAGGGUGGUGUGAGUGGAAUGAAUGAAUGAAUGAAUCCUUUUGACAUUGAUGAUUGGUUUUAUGAUCUAUGACCCCUUGUGAUUGGUCUGGA
Helianthus annuus (common sunflower) is the source of this 2902-nucleotide messenger RNA. RefSeq names its product glutamic acid-rich protein. Lineage: Eukaryota; Viridiplantae; Streptophyta; Magnoliopsida; Asterales; Asteraceae. The transcript is spliced from 4 exons. The record is from RefSeq and is a predicted model, not a curated record. The coding region runs from base 673 to 2499 and encodes 608 amino acids.